Molecule: messenger RNA, 1229 nt
Organism: Punica granatum (pomegranate)
Lineage: Eukaryota; Viridiplantae; Streptophyta; Magnoliopsida; Myrtales; Lythraceae
Source: RefSeq, a predicted model, not a curated record
CUAAACCCCAUUGGCCAUUUCCUCUAAUCCCAUUUUCAACUUCAUACAAAAUCCCCCCUUCUCUCUCUCUCUGUCUCUCUCCCCCCUCUGGUUUCCGAAGACGGAGGAAGAAGACGACGACCGCCGCUGUUUCUCAUUGUCGUGUCGAUGACGACAGUUAAAGUUAGCAAUGUCUCCUUAGGAGCAACUGAGCGGGACAUCAAGGAAUUUUUUUCAUUUUCUGGAGAUAUUGAAUAUGUUGAAAUGCAGAGUGAUACUGAGCGGUCUCAAAUUGCAUAUGUAACAUUUAAGGAUUCUCAGGGAGCAGAGACUGCCAUGCUUCUCUCGGGUGCAACAAUAGUUGAUAUGUCCGUGAACAUUGCUUUGGCUCCGGACUACAAGCUGCCUCCUGCUGCUAUGGCUCCACCAGUAAUAGAAAACAAAGCUCCCGGUGGUGCUGAGUCAGCUUUCCGUAAGGCAGAGGAUGUUGUGAGCAGCAUGCUCGCUAAAGGCUUUAUACUAGGCAAAGAUGCAGUCGGCAAAGGAAAGUCCUUUGAUGAGAAGCAUCAGUUGACUUCGACGGCCUCAUCAAAAGUAGCUUCAAUUGAUAAAAAGAUAGGACUCAGCGAAAAAAUUGGUGUGGGCACAGCUGUCGUGAGCGAGAAAAUAAGUGUUGGAACAGCUGUAGUGAGCGACAAAGUCCGGGAAGUGGAUCAGAAGUUUCAGGUCUCGGAAAAGACAAAAUCGGCUUUUGCUGCUGCCGAGCAAACUGUGAGCAAUGCUGGUUCUGCUAUAAUGAAGAACCGGUAUGUAUUCACUGGGGCUUCGUGGCUCACUGGUACUUUCAACAAGGUCGCAAAGGCUGCAGGGGAAGUUGGGCAGAAGACGAAAGAGAAGAUGGAAAAGGCGGAAGAGGAACAGAAGAGGAAAGUUGUGGACGACUUUGCCCAAGUCCAUUUAUCGGAUUCACCAGAGCAGAAGCCCUCGAAGCCUGAACCAGUUCAAGGUUUGAUUCUGUGAUCUCUACUGUGUAAAGACUAUAUACUAGCUUGGGCCUUGAACUGUUGCUGUUCAAACGCAAACGCAUACUUUCCUUUACUCAAAGGUUCGAAAUUGUGGCAUGUUGCUCAUAGCUUAAUAUGAUCGUCCGAUGUCCAACUUUUCCUCGGCAUCUGUGAUUUGUGAUGGCGUUCUGAUGAGCACAAUGUCAUGCUCAACAAUGAAUGAUCAGGACAGAGAACAUUUGUCAA